AUGAAAAAUGCUUCAGACACAGAGGAAGCAGCCUACAACUCCACCCGUAGAAGGCAGAAGUGGUCUGUGGAUCCACGAAACAGUGCCUGGAGUAAAGAUGAAUCUAAAUUUGGCCAGAAGAUGCUGGAAAAGAUGGGCUGGUCGAAAGGAAAGGGUCUCGGGGCUCAGGAACAAGGGAAUACAGAACAUAUCAAGGUUCACGUGAAAAACAACAUGCUGGGGUUAGGAGCAACCGUCAAUUAUGAGGACAGCUGGAUUGCUCAUCAGGAUGACUUCAACCAGCUUCUGGCUGAACUGAAUGAUUGCCAUGGACAGGGUGAAACAGAGUCCUCAGCAAGUGAUCAGAAGAAAUUUAGUCUUGAAGAAAAGUCCAAAUCCUCCAAGAAACGUGUCCAUUAUAUGAAGUUUGCAAAAGGUAAGGAUCUCUCUUCCCGCAGUGAAGAUGAUCUGUCCUGUAUUUUUGGGAAGAGACAGAAGAAUAUGAAGGCACAGGAGGAUAUUGCCAAUUUUGAGUCUCAGGAAAAGAAGCAGAGAGACCCCUGGCUAUCUGAGCCUGCAGAAAGUGCCAACACAGUGAAGAGUGUUCUCACUGUACAGGAAUAUUUUGCCAAGCGCAUGGCAAAAUUGAAAGGAUCCCAAAAUGAAACCGAAACCAAGUUAGACAAUUCUUGUCCAACAGCAGAUGAAGCCUUAGAGCCUUCGGAGGAACUGAAAACCAAAGCCAAAAAGAAAAAGAAGAAACAGAAGAGGAAUGAGGCAGAGAAUACAGAACAUUACGAGCAACCAAAAGUGAAACAAUGUAAGAUAGGUAGCUUGGAUGGAAAUGAACCGGAUGCUCCAUACAAAGAAUGUCACCCAGGAAAAAAGAAAAGAAAAGUUAAAGAUCAACAUGAAAAGGAAAGCCAUAGUUGUUACGAAAAUGUGGGCGGUGGAGAAAUUUAUACGGGAAUAUCUGAUGGGGAAGAAUGCAACGUAAAAGACUCUGAGGCAAAGCAAAAGAAGCGCCAUAAGAAACACAAAAAGCAAAAGGAAGAGACGGAUGAGUGUAUUGAGGAAACGCAGAGAAAGAAAAAGAAACACUGCAAGUAGAUUUAACCAUUUAGCAGUCAAGCUGUGACUUUGAGAUGACUUGAGCUUUAUCAUGUUGGACGAGAAGCCGAUGUAAAUGCACCAGCCAGACGUCAGGUUGUAACUCAGACUUCAGCAUGCCGCUCGGUGUCGAGCCUAAACCACAGAUUGUGUUUAAAUAUAGCUCUUUCAAGGAGGUGGGAACACAGUGACAGGCCAACGUGAGUGUCGGAGCCAUGUUAUAAAGAUCUGCACGCACAGGGCCAAGAUUUUUGCAUGUCUGCAGAGCAACCUUGGUAAAAGCAGUUAAGCUUUGUCUCUUUGAGUAUGGCCAACUGUUCACCCUUACUGACUUUGCAAGAGCUAUGUUUGAAUGCAGCAGACCUUGUGCUGCCUUAAGCCCGGAUUCACUCUGGUGUGACUCCAUUCAUGUAACAUGACCGUAAGCAAAAUCACGCCUGUUUUUAGCUGCUGUGUAUAAGGCCCUUGUAGGCUAUAAUUGUGAGAGCCAGUAAAUUGCUAUCCACUCCA
Struthio camelus australis is the source of this 1599-nucleotide messenger RNA. Lineage: Eukaryota; Metazoa; Chordata; Aves; Struthioniformes; Struthionidae. The record is from RefSeq and is a predicted model, not a curated record.